Aedes albopictus (Asian tiger mosquito) is the source of this 538-nucleotide messenger RNA. Its product is annotated as small ribosomal subunit protein uS5m-like. Gene Ontology annotation, cellular component: ribosome. Gene Ontology annotation, biological process: translation. Gene Ontology annotation, molecular function: structural constituent of ribosome; RNA binding. The record is from RefSeq and is a predicted model, not a curated record. Lineage: Eukaryota; Metazoa; Arthropoda; Insecta; Diptera; Culicidae. The transcript has 2 exons.
AUGUUCGUGGAACGUAAACCGGAAGGCUACGGUCUGAAGUGUCACCAUGCUAUAAAGUCCGUUUGCGAGGUUCUCGGAAUCAAGGAUCUCCGAGCAAAGUUCGAGGGAUCAACCAACCCCCAUGUGGUCAAGGCGUUCUUCGUGGGAUUGCUACAGCAGAAGAGCCAUCAGCAGAUUGCCGAAUCGAAAGGAUUGCACGUCGUAGAAUUCCGCCCAGAAAAUGGAAACUUCCCAAAGGUGGUCGCCAGUCCAACCGCAUGCCGAACUGAGGAGAACCUAGAACACAACGAGAUCCUGGACUACACGCAGUUUUGCAUGGAUGGCAAGAUUCAGCUCAAAAGGUAGAAGCUCCCGCCAUUCUACACCAUAUACCGGUCGUAUGAAAUCUACAUGAAAAAGCGGGAAUAUUUGCGGAACCAGGACAAGGUGCGGCUGCGACUGUUGGCGGAAACCGGAGAGGUUCACAGCUAUCUGACCGACAAGUACCCGGAAUGUAAAAUGGGCCCGGUGCCAAAGGAAGAAUGAAAACUGUAAUAUU